Molecule: messenger RNA, 3079 nt
Organism: Saimiri boliviensis boliviensis (Bolivian squirrel monkey)
Lineage: Eukaryota; Metazoa; Chordata; Mammalia; Primates; Cebidae
Gene: THEMIS2
Product: thymocyte selection associated family member 2
Biological process (GO): T cell receptor signaling pathway
Cellular component (GO): cytoplasm; nucleus
Source: RefSeq, a predicted model, not a curated record
CACGGGCACCAUGGAACCCAUGCCGCUGCAGGACUUCAUACGCACCCUGAACCUCGCCUCCCUCCCGCGCGUGCUGCGAAUCUCCUCGGGGUACUAUUAUUCAAGCUCCAUCUAUGACAUCGGGGGGAAAGAAUGCUGCCUUUGCACGGGGGACCUGAUGAAGGUUACCCAGGUUCACCUCCAGUAUGUGACCUACGAAAACCCGAAGAUGAAAAUGGUGAUCAGGACGAUUGACCCCAACUUCCAGGGCCACUUCAUCCCCCUCAACAUCUCUCAGUGCUACCAAACCCUGGGGGAGCUGGUCUUUGACAUAGAGCGGAGCUCCAAGCAGCAGCUGCCCAUUUACAUCAUGUCGACCUGCAGGAUUGUCACAGAGGGCAGGGUGGUGACUGACGACGAGGUCCUCAUUUUUGAGGCUGUGGCACGGCACCACCACACCUCCUGUGCCCGCUGCGUCCUGGUCACAGAGGAUGAGCGGGUCAUCCUGCACCUGCCCCUAAAGCAGAGGGGGCCCUUCAGGAUAUUGGAAGCCGGUGCUCCUCAAACUCUGCUCCAGGCCCUGCAGGAACCGAAUGGCCAGCUCUUCACCUGCCCCGCCCUGCCCUGGGACCACGUGACCCUGAGGCCCACGUAUGAGAUCGAAGCCAUCAUGCACAUGCGCAGGACCAUCGUCACAAUCCCCUCCAAUCUGGAGGUCGACGUGGAGGACGUCACCGCCUCCUCACAGCACAUCCACUUCAUCCAGCCACUGCUGCUGAGUGAGGUCCUGGCCCGGGAAGGCCCCUUUCCCCUCUCCGUGGAGAUCCUGGAGGUUCCUGAAGGGCGCCACAUCUUCCUCAGCCCAUGGGUACAAUCCUUGAGGAGAGGCCAGAGGCUUCGCAUCCAUGGCGUAGCCUCACCACCCUGGCGGGUCCUGGCCUCAAACAAGGGCCACAGGGUGCCCAGGUACUUCCUGGUGUCAGGGGCCUACCAGGGCAAGCUGCGGCGGCGGCCACGGGAGUUCUCCACGGUCUAUGACCUCCUGGGUGCAUUCCAGCCAGGCCGGCCACUCCGGGUGGUGGCCACAAAGGACUGUGAGGGCGAGAGAGAGGAGAAUCCUGAGUUCACAUCCCUGGCUGUGGGCGACAGGCUGGAGGUACUGGGGCUUGGCCUGGCCCAUGGGGCCCAGGGCAGUGACAUUGAUGUCUUGGUUUGUCAGCGGCUGAGUGAUGAGGAUGAGGAGGAAGAGUGUGAAGAGGAGGCAGAGAGCCCAGAGCGGGUCCUGCUGCCCCUCCACUUCCCUGGCAGCUUCGUGGAGGAGAUGAGUGACAGCCGGCGCCACAGCCUGGCGGAUCUGAUUGCCCAGUUCUCACUGCCUUGUGAGGUCAGGGUGAUGGUCAAGGAUCCCAGUUACCCCAGUGACCCUCUGACUGCUGUACUGGGUCUGCAGCUGGAGGAGAAGAUCACAGAGCCCUUCUUGGUGGUCAGCCUGGAUUCUGAGCCUGGAAUGUGCUUCGAGAUCCCUCCCCGGUGGCUGGACCUGACUGUCGUGGAGGCCGAGGUGCUGUCAGACCGGCCAGGGGGGUCUGUGCCCAUAGCCACAGUGGAGGAGCUGCCAGACACCUUCUAUUACACUCUUCGGAAGUUAGCAGCCUGUGAGAUCCAAGCCCCUCCACCAAGGCCCCCGAAAAGUCAGGGACUCAGUGGGCAGCAGAGACACAGCAGCAAGAAGGGAGGCGUCAAGUCUUCUCAAGUCUUAGGACCGAAGCAACCCCCUCUGCUACCCAAACCCAAGGCGAAGACCUUGCCAGAGUUCACCACGGAUAGCUCCAGUACGUACACCAAGAUUCCUGGCCACAAGAAGGGCCACAGGCCCACUAAGCCCCAAACACAGGAUCUAGACGAUGAUGAACAUGAUUAUGAAGAAAUACUUGAGAGCUUUCAGAAAACCAUCUGAGUUCUGGAGGAACCGUGCGUCCUAACUGCUGCUUCUCAGGGAAUCUGACGCCCGCUAAGUGUUACAAGCCUCUAAAAGACCUCGGGCAAGGCCUCAGAGAAACUGAAGUGCGCACAGGGAAUGGCUGUGUGGGGACUGAUUUGAUGCACACUGCACCAGCUUCCUUCAGGUUCCAGAUUCCUGCUACUUAGGGUGGGCUGGUUUGGACCUGACACCCCGCACAUGACUCCCUCAGCCUCAGAGCCUUGGGGUGCAGAGCAGCUAGCCGGGCUCCUCAAUCCUGCAGCCCCAGCUGUCCCACCGAUGGGUGCAGAUGAGAAUCAGGCCACCAACCUUGGUGAUACCAGCGGCUCUCAGUCAAGAGGAUUCCAUCCUGAUCACUGCAUGGGAGAUUUUGGGAAGGUUUGCCAACCCGACUCUCACCCCCAAGCUCUAAGCCCCGGGAGGCCUGGACUGUGUUCCUCGUGUCUGGAACACCUAGCCUGAUAGAUCCCCAUGUGGUAAACGGGUGUCAUUAAUGUGGGAACCUGGCUUCAAGAGCAGAAUCUUAGGACCUUGGCCCACAAAAGCCGGUGAAAUGAGGGGAGCCAAUCAUAGAAUGAAAAUGAGCUUCUACAUAGAUGAGAACAGCUAUCAUUUAUUAAGUUCUGACUAUGUGCCAGGCACUUACAAACCAUAUCCAAAUCCUCAACUUUCCGAGGUACAGAAUGGCCUGAUUUUAAGAUUAGGGAAGAGUCUGUGUGGCCAAGUACAUUUGGAUGCUGACCAGCUGCAGUUAAGGGUGAGGACUUGGAAAGUAUGAGACUGGGUUAGGAUCCCAGCUUGCUACCUACCAGCCAGGACCAUGAGCAAGUUUUUUUUUCCUUUCUUUCUAUGAGCAAGUUGUUCUAACCUGUUUCAGUUUUCUGACAUGUCAAAUGAAACUAGUUACUACCUCAGAUUUACUGUUUUAAGGAUCCAGUGAGAUAAUCUUUGUAAAGCAUUUAGCACAGUGCCUGGCACAUACUAAACAUUCAACGAACAUGUAUCAUGAUUGAGCAAGAUCAUAUAGCUGUCCUGCCUUCAAAGCCUCUGCUUUCCACCCCCCCAGUGUUUCCUAGUCAUAGGAUACAUCCCAGUGUUAAAAAUAAACCAUAUCCCUAG